This is a messenger RNA of Capsicum annuum, 1617 nucleotides long. RefSeq lists its product as uncharacterized. Lineage: Eukaryota; Viridiplantae; Streptophyta; Magnoliopsida; Solanales; Solanaceae. The transcript has 2 exons. The record is from RefSeq and is a predicted model, not a curated record. Bases 202 to 1179 code for a protein of 325 amino acids.
AGCAUAUCACGUGUUUUUAUUUUUUAUUUUUUUUUUUGAUAUUCGUUAAAUCAUACGUAAAAAUGACAAUCCCCCAAAAGAGUGAAACGUACAAUCUGUUAAGCACAUGGUACACUUAAUACAGAGAGCUCAUAGUCAAGUGCCAUUAUUGAAGUACAAAAAUCUACAAAUACAGUAACGCAGAGAAAUCUGACCACUCUCAUGGCUUUACUAUCAUCGAAGGGAGUGGUAGUAUCUCUGCCGGUGCUAGUCCUCUCCGGCGCCGCCUUAUCCGUCGUAUUCCUCUUCUUCCUUUUGUCCUCACCACCACCGUGUAAUUGCCCUGUCACUCCGACAACCACCACCUCCGCCACCGUCGGUGGCGACUUCAGAUCGGGUGUCGGCGAACGGAUCUCGACGUCGUCAGAGGAUAUAGAAUGGGUGAAGAAACAGAUCGAAGGUAAUGGAUUACAUAUGGCGGAGAAUGUGCUACGUAAAGGGAUCAACCCUCGUACUCGUGAACAACAGCUACAGGAUCUUCUUCAGUUCAAGGGCAUAUCACAUUAUGAAGGAGAACAAGCAAAUAAUCACACUGCCCUUCCUUGUCCUGGUGAACUCCUUGUAGAACAGCACCAUAGCAAUUAUGGAGAACCAUGGGCAGGAGGGAGGGAUGUUUUUGAAUUCCUUGCAGAGUCCGCCCAUGUAACCCCAAAUUCCCAGGUUCUUGAGAUUGGUUGUGGGACUCUUCGUGUUGGAUUACAUUUCAUCCGGUAUUUGAACCCAGAACACUUCCACUGUCUCGAGAGAGAUGAACUUUCUUUAAUGGCUGCAUUCAGAUACGAGCUUCCAUCUCAGGGCUUAUUACACAAGCGUCCCCUUAUCGUUAGAGGUGAAGACAUGGAUUUUAGUAAAUUUGGAUCUGGAACUAUGUAUGAUUUGAUAUAUGCAAGUGCUGUUUUUCUUCAUAUUCCUGAUAAACUUGUUUGGUUUGGUUUGGAGAGGUUAGCUAGUAAAUUGAAACCUCUAGAAGGUCGAAUCUUUGUGUCACAUAAUAUCAAGUUUUGUUCACGUUUGGGAGGAGACGAAUGCACAAAGAGGUUGAAUGAUUUAGGGCUAGAGUACAUUGGCAAGUUUACACAUGAUAGUUUGCUAUUCAAUCAUUAUGAAAUUUGGUUUGGGUUUAGGAGAUUCAGAGGUUGAAGUCGUGUGGCAGCUUGUUUGAAAACCUAGUAUUCUCAUGUCUAAAGCUGUUGAACAUUCUUUUGUUGCAAUUUUUUUGCUGGAAAGUUUGGAGUGAAAUAGAUCUUUGUAGCAUUUGUGUGCAAGAGGUACUCCAAUUUUCCAUAUGGAGGUGGAUCGUCAUUUACCUAAAGCUAACUCCUAUACUUGAAGAAUCAAGCAUUAGCUACAGACGCUGAUUAUGUGAUGAAGCGACAAUUUCUUGCAGAAAAGCUGGUAUAUGGAACAAGGUUGAUCUGUAUCAUACCCGAGUUUGUAACUUGGACUGUAUUCUGAACUUCCUAGUUGUAGCAGGCUUUUUCAUUAUCUGCUAUGUUGUGCAUUAUUUCAGUGAAACAAGUGGCUAUUUGUUAUUCUUGCUUCUAGAUUAUGUUUAAUGCAAUUUAGGAUUAUCGUCCA